Molecule: messenger RNA, 1583 nt
Organism: Andrographis paniculata
Lineage: Eukaryota; Viridiplantae; Streptophyta; Magnoliopsida; Lamiales; Acanthaceae
Exons: 11
Coding region: 1-1443 (480 amino acids)
Biological process (GO): sphingosine biosynthetic process
Cellular component (GO): intracellular membrane-bounded organelle; cytoplasm; membrane
Molecular function (GO): kinase activity
Source: RefSeq, a predicted model, not a curated record
AUGGAUAACAAUGGUGAGCUUGCAGGAUUUGAGUUAGAGGUUGUCAAAACAACAUCUGCUGGUCAUGCUAGGAAACUUGCAGCCAGUGUUGAUUUCAGUACUUGUCCUGAUGGUAUUAUAUGUGUAAGAGGUGAUGGUAUUGUAAAUGAGGUUCUGAAUGGUUUACUUAGUAGAGACAACCAGAAAGAGGCUAUUUCAAUCCCAAUUGGAAUCAUACCUACUGGUUCUGAUAAUUCUUUAGUUUGGACUGUUCUUGGGGUCAGAAAUCCGGUAUCUGCGGCAAUAGCAAUAGUUAAGAUGUCUCAAGAAGAAGAGAAGAUGUUACGCCAGCAGCGAAUUCGUCAGCUUGCUCAAUCCGCCAUGCGCUUGCAGCAGGCUGUGAAGGAGGAGCGGGUUGAGGACGUGACAAGUACAUGUACUGGUGCCACGACAUCAACAUCAGCAGAUACAACAACGAUUGUUUCACGUGGGACCACCCAUGGCGAUACAUCAGGAGUUGGCAAUUCUGGGUCUGAACAGUCUGCGGUAGGGAGCUAUGACAAUGACGGUUUAAUUGAGAUUGAGGUGCGCCCAGAUGGUAGCAUUUUUUGGCCGAGUAGUGCCACACGGAAAUUACGUCCGAUAUUCACAACAAAAAUUAGCCCCAAGGGCUACACGUGGACAGAUGUACCGCUAGCGACACAGCAGUUCUACGAAGAGGAAAUGAAGAAAUACAUUAAGUGGAAACCCGAACACCAUGAGGUUGUGCACUCUUACUAUAAUCAAAAGGCCUGUGAAACAUACAACCACUGGUUGUAUGAAAUACGCCAUGAAAUUCAUUCGGGAAAAGAAAAGCUCAGCAAAAGAGUUCCCGCCAUUGUGCUCCAAAAAUGGAAGGAGGAAUGGACCUCCCAGAAUGCCAGUAAGAAGUUGGUGACAGCAAACUCCAACAGACGAGGCGGUAAUCCGAGCGGUCCUGCUGAGGCCACGCACAUCGGCGGGUCUCGAUCAUUCAUGGAGACUUCACAUAAAAUGGGUUUCGAGAAAUGGGACACAUAUGAGUGGACACAUACGAGGCACCACGAUGGAAAGAAUUAUUGCAGUACGAAGGCAGCCCGACUAAAAGAAGGCAUGGAUGUUAUCGAGGAAGGUAUGUCUCAAUUUGGUGAUACACAGUAUAACCGUGAUGAUGCCUUACUUUCCUUGGUGCAUCGGGAUAAGAAGAAGAGGAUAUUUGGGCUUGGAUCGCUAGCAUCGACAGUGCCACCGUACCGUAACUUAUUCACUAGUGAUGGUCGUACACCUAGCACUUCUACGACUGACGACCGGCUAGCGCGCUUGGAGGAACGAUUUGAUCGUUUUGAAAAUUACGCCCUAACGAUCAUGCAACAACUUGAGAGGAUGAAUGCCCGACCAGACCGCUGCGACCCCGACGGCGAUUCAGGUGCGCCACCUGUUUGUUGAUUUUUGUACCAAGUAUUUGAACUUUAAUAAUUUACGGAUUUACUAUUUCAAAUAUACGGUUAUGUUUACUUCUUUUUUGUGGUAUCCAUCGAUUAUGGAACUAUGGUUUUAAACAUCGUAUGAUUUGAUCGUAUUUUGUU